GUCAUGGGAUGUGAAUGAAAUGAAGUAGUUCAAGGGUAUUGACGAAAAUAUCUCAAUAAAUUAACCGACUAUUACCAGUAUAAAUAUGCAUACGAGGUAUGCUGUUUCGUGCCCAACAGUAUCUGCAAGCACAGUGGCAGAAUCAGCUUUAGCUUAGAAAAAGCAAGCUCGUUUAACUCUAUUAUGGCCACUGGAAAAGAUAAGAAACUUAUCACUAUUCUUAGCAUUGAUGGUGGAGGAGUCAGAGGUAUUAUACCAGCCACCAUUCUCAAAUUUCUCGAAACUGAGCUCCAGAGAAUAGAUAAAAACCAAGAUGCUAGGAUUGCAGACUACUUCGACUUCAUUGCAGGAACAAGCACAGGAGGCCUGAUAACCGCCAUGCUUACCGCACCAAAUAAUGAAAAGCGACCUCUGUUUGCUGCAAAAGAUAUUCGCGAUUUCUAUCUAGAGAACUGCAAAUUCAUCUUUCCUAGUAAUAAAGAUUCGGUAGCGGCCAACAAGAAUCUCAUCCUUCAGUGGCCGUCGUGGAUGCCCUCUGUGGGCGAUGCGCUUGACUGGAUACAAGGUACUCUGAAAAACGUGGGGAAUUAUAUUGCACAGGUACUCUACCAACCGAAAUAUGAUGGUGAAGACCUGCACAAGAAAAUCAGAGAAAUGAUGAACGAGAAAAGGAUUCAUGAGACCUUAACCAAUGUGAUAAUUCCAACUUUUGAUAUCAAGCGUCUUCAGCCUGUCAGCUUCACCACCUUAAAGGCAAAACUUGAUGAUUCCAAGGAUGCUUUGCUAUCAGAUGUCUGCAUUGCCACAUCUGCAGCACCUUAUUACUUUCCUCCUCACUAUUUUAAGACCAAGUCAUCAAAAGGAAAUACUGAGGAUUUCCACCUCGUUGAUGGAGGUGUUGCGGCCAAUAAUCCGACCUUAUUAGCAAUUUGUGAGUUGAUGAGAGAGGAGGUUCGAGAUAACAGUUCUUCAUGCUUGAACAACAUAGAUCCUACUAAGUUUCUUAUCCUUUCUAUUGGAACUGGAUCAUGUAAGAGGAGUAACAAGUUGGAGGUUGGAGAAGCAAAAGAAUGGGGACUUGUAAAAUGGUUCAUGGGAUCAUAUAAAACCACCCCUUUAAUGGAUGUUUUCACCACUGCAAUGGAUGAUAUGGUUGACAUCUACACGUCUUUAUUCUAUGGAAUCUGUGGCUUCAAGGAAAACUAUCUUAGGAUCCAGGAUGAUAGCCUGAGUCUUACGGAGGCUUCAAUGGACAACUCAAGUAAAGAUAACCUUGAGAAACUUAAGGAUAUUGCUGAUAAGCUCCUGGAUAAACCUGUUACAGAAAUAAACUAUGAUAGUGGUUUAUAUGAACCGGUUAAUGGCAAAGGCACAAAUAAGGAAGCACUUGUCAGGUUUGCUGUAAGAUUGUCAAAAGAAAGGAUUAAGAAGCCUGAUGCCUAGCUUAUCUCCAUGGCUGAUAUGAUGUUUGCUUAAAAUAAUGUUAUUCGAAGUUCAUAAUUGUUCAAUGUCUAAAUUUCUGCUCUUUAGUUUCACCGUCAGUAAAUAAAUAAUUAUAACUGGUAUGCCAAGUACUUUCUAAGUGACUGAAGUUAGCAGUUCAAUAUCAGUUGUGAAAGAUGAAUGUAGAUGUUUCUUCAGAAAUUAUAUGAAAAUAAACUAUGGUAUUCUGUAACUUGAUUUUGCUUC
This is a messenger RNA of Ziziphus jujuba (common jujube), 1689 nucleotides long. RefSeq names its product patatin-like protein 2. The record is from RefSeq and is a predicted model, not a curated record. The transcript has 8 exons. The coding region runs from base 184 to 1443 and encodes 419 amino acids. Lineage: Eukaryota; Viridiplantae; Streptophyta; Magnoliopsida; Rosales; Rhamnaceae. Gene Ontology annotation, biological process: lipid metabolic process. Gene Ontology annotation, molecular function: monoacylglycerol lipase activity; glycerophospholipase activity.